Vigna angularis (adzuki bean) is the source of this 646-nucleotide messenger RNA. Its product is annotated as auxin-induced protein 15A-like. Gene Ontology annotation, biological process: response to auxin. The record is from RefSeq and is a predicted model, not a curated record. Bases 245 to 523 code for a protein of 92 amino acids. Lineage: Eukaryota; Viridiplantae; Streptophyta; Magnoliopsida; Fabales; Fabaceae. The transcript has a single exon.
UAAUGUUUCUCGUUGCAGAACAAGGUGGGGUUACGUAAUGCACCCUACUUUAUUCUUGAUAAAAGUACUGUAGACAAUAGCAUGCAAUAUCUCAUCUUUGCGCUCUCCUUCUUUUAACAUCUAUAUAUACGCUAUCCUAUACCUUCAAAAAACAACACAAGGCUUUGGAAUCCUCUCAACCAUUAAAAUUUGGGUUCAUUCUCUGUAAAUUUGAGAUUGAUAUCAUCUUCAGUCAAGCUCAAAAAUGGGUUUCCGUUUACCUGUCAUCCGAAGGGCAUCAUUCACUGCAAGACAAACAACUUCAAAAUCUGAAGACAUACCGAAGGGCUAUUUUGCAGUUUAUGUUGGAGAGAAACAAAAUCGGUUUGUGAUUCCCAUCUCUUACUUGAACCAACCUUCAUUCCAAGACUUACUGAGUCAUGCAGAGGAAGAGUUUGGGUAUGAUCAUCCCAUGGGAGGCCUCACAAUUCCAUGCAGUGAAGAUGUCUUCCAACAUACAAUUUCUUGCUUCAAGGGACAAUAGAUCUCACUUUAGGAGACUCACAUAGAUUAAUUAGAGACAUUUUGUACAGUAGGCAUCUUCUCGAAUUGUAACUAUUUUUACCAAAUUUUGGGUAAUGAUGAUGAAUUCAAAUUUUUCUAUCUA